Molecule: messenger RNA, 4160 nt
Organism: Paramormyrops kingsleyae
Lineage: Eukaryota; Metazoa; Chordata; Actinopteri; Osteoglossiformes; Mormyridae
Gene: dcn
Product: decorin
Molecular function (GO): protein binding
Source: RefSeq, a predicted model, not a curated record
GCUCUCUCUCUCUCUCUUGCUCCUUCUCUCUCUCUCUCUCUCCUCCCACUCUCCUGUGACAGCACACACCUGCUUUGUCUUGGCUGUGCACUACUGUGGUGCAAUUACGCCCCGGCCUUUCAGAGCUCAGCUUCAGAGCCGUCACUGAGAUCGAUCCCCCCUCUGGAUUUGGGAGAGGACCCUCACAUACAAACACACACACGUGCUCGCUCAGCUUUAACCAAGGACACCAGGCCCAGUUGACGUCUGGCGGCACCAUGAAGUCAGCUUUCAUCUACUUGUUCCUGGUCACAUGCUGUUGGGCUCUGCCCUUUAAGCAGACAGGCUUCCUGGACUUCAUGAUGGAGGAGGAAGGAGGUUCUGGAUUGGUGCCAGUGACCAAAAAGCCCCCAAUUUUUAGUCCCAUCCCAGGCCCAGAUGGACCCAUCUGCCCUUUCAGAUGCCAGUGCCACCUGCGGGUGGUGCAGUGCUCUGAUCUAGGCUUGAAAAACAUUCCAGAAAACCUCCCUGGAGAAACAACUCUGCUUGACCUGCAGAACAACAAGAUCGCUGAAAUUCGCGAGAAUGAUUUUAAGACUCUCAAAGGCCUCCACGCUCUGAUCCUGGUGAACAACCUCAUCACCACCAUCCAUGCCAAAGCCUUCAUGCCCCUGGGCAAAUUGCAGAGGCUCUACCUGUCCAAAAACCUGCUGAAGGAGAUGCCCACCAACAUGCCCAAGAGCCUGCAGGAGCUGCGCAUCCAUGAAAACCUUAUUGCCAAAAUCAAGAAGGCCUCCUUCCAGGGAAUGGCCCAGGUCAUCGUCAUGGAGCUUGGCUCCAACCCUCUGAAGAGCUCAGGCAUCGAGAGCGGCGCUUUCUCGGACCUGAAACGCGUCUCCUACAUCCGCAUUGCAGACACCAACAUCACUGAGGUCCCCAAAGGCCUCCCCACCUCCCUAUCAGAGCUCCAUCUGGAUGGGAACAAGAUCACCAAGGUGCAGGCGGACAGGCUGAAGGGACUGAAGAACCUGGCCAAGCUCGGUCUGAGCUACAACGAGAUCAGUGUUGUGGAGAAUGGCACCCUGUCCAUGGUGCCCCACCUGCGAGAGCUGCACCUAGAUUACAACGUGCUGACCUCUGUGCCCCCAGGCCUGCCUGAACACAAGUACAUCCAGGUGAUCUAUCUCCAUAGCAACAAGAUUGCAGCGGUGGGGCCCGAAGACUUCUGUCCCCCCAGCUACAACACCAAGAAAGCCAUGUACUCUGGUAUCAGCCUGUUCAGCAACCCCGUGCCCUACUGGGAGGUGCCGCCCGUCACCUUCCGCUGCGUCUUCGACCGCUCCGCCAUCCAGCUGGGCAACUACAGGAAGAAAUACUCCAGUCUGCCUGCUGCAUUCUCUCAGUUCCAGGACCACAGAGGUCUGGCAAAGUCUUUCCCUUCGCCUUUCUCUCUUUCCAUCUGUCUGUCAGAAGCCCACGCUCUCUCUCUCUCUCUCUCUCUCUGUCUCUCUCUCUCUUGUUCACCCUGGCUCCCUGUCUCUCCCCCUCUCUCUCCCUUCCUCCAGAGACCCUGUUCUCCUGAAAGAACUCAGCUUUACCUGCAGCUAACUAGGGGCUGCACCCUCCUGGCCCACAUCGCCACAUUAAGAUCAGCUUUAGAUCCCUUGGACAGAAGGAUGACCAUGCUCCUUGUGUGCAUGUUGGCAGCGCUGGCUGGUGGAGCCCUGUGCCAGUACUAUGGGGAGUAUGACUACUACCAGCCCUCAUCCUUACUGGGUCCGUCGGGGCCCAACUGCGCACAGGAAUGCGAGUGUCCCAUCAUGUUCCCCAGUGCCAUGUACUGCGAUGGCCGCAAACUCCGCUUCAUCCCCAUCGUGCCCUCAGGCAUCAAGUACCUCUACCUGCAGAACAACCAGAUUGAGGAAAUCAAGGCGGGCGUCUUCGACAAUGCCACUGACCUCCGCUGGCUCGUCCUAGACCAUAACCAGAUCCCCAGCAACAAGAUCGCCAAGGGCUCCAUCGAUAAACUGGUCAAGCUGGAGAAGCUGUUCUUCAGCUACAACCAGCUGACGGAGCCCGUGGGGCCACUUGCGAAGAGUCUGAAUGAGCUGAAGAUGAUCGAGAACAAGAUGACCAAGUUCCCUGCCAACACUCUCACGGGCUUGGAAAAUCUCACCAAUGUGGACCUGCACGGCAAUGAGCUGACCACUGAGGGCCUUGCUGGGACCUUCAAGGGCCUCAAAUCCCUGAUCUCGGUGGACGUCAGCAAAAAUAAGCUCAAGAAGCUGCCUGCAGGGCUGCCAAAUACCCUGGAGAUCUUAUAUGCUGAUUACAACAACAUUGACAGCAUCAGCAGUGGCUACCUGCAGAAGUUGCCAGCCCUGAAGUAUCUCCGUGUCUCCCACAACCAGCUGACCAACACAGGGAUCCCCGCGGGUGUCUUCAAUGUCUCAUCUCUCAUCGAGCUGGACCUCUCCUUCAACAAGCUCCAGUCCAUCCCUGAGGUCCAUGAAAACCUGGAACAGCUUUAUCUGCAGGUCAACGAGAUCAACAAAUUUGAGCUAAGCAGCUUCUGCAAGUUCACCGGACCCCUGAACUACUCCCGUCUGAAACACCUCCGCCUGGACAUGAACCAGAUCACCCACCAGGACAUGCCGUUUGACACGAGCAACUGCCUGCGUCAGGCCACCGAGAUUGUCUUCGAAUAGAGACCUUUACAUGCCUUCAUCCUGCUCCCUAUCCUCUCUCGACUUUAGCUAUGAAUGAAGGUACACUCCCCUGUCUCUCCAGCUACAAACCUUUGGCCUUUAAAUCUAGAAUUGCUCUCCUUAUAAAAUUAUGAAUUUUCUAGCUACGAACCUGGGAGUCCUGUGGUCACAAACCUAAGGAUUCUCUAACUACAAUCCUUGCCCGCCUGUGAUCCUUUGAAUUUCCUGGAUGUAAACUUAGGAAUUCUCUUGUUGUAAAGAAAUAUAUUUUCCUGCUACAGUCCCCUGCUAACCCUAACCCUAACCCUAACCCUGAAUUCUAUAGCUACAAACAUAGGAAUGCAGCCUCAGUUGAAUGACACACCCAUGGAAUUUUGUUUAAUUUAAACCACCUCCCACCCCCUCCCCAGUUAGUCUCACAAUGAACCAGAUAAUGGGACAAUGAAGGGCAAAUGAAUCAUCAUUUGUUUGUGUGUUUUGACUUCUCAGAUAUUUAGCCGGCAUCCAGAAUUCCCACUGUAAACCAUCUGGUACAUUCAAAUGAAACACUUUAUCAGUUAUCACAAACAAGCAGCUUUCAGAAUAUAGUAAUGCUGACGCUAAACCACAAUAUCCCUUGCUAUUCUCUACUGUCCAUUGUUUAUGACCGACAGUUUUGCAAUGACACAGGCAUUCUUUGGUAGUUUCCCUACAAAGCCUACAAUAGGCUUUUACUGCACAUAAAUUGCACCAAUCAUAACAGUAUUAACAACGUAUGCUUUACACAAAGCAAUAACAUCAUGCUCUGUCCUAAGUACUUUUAACUUAAAAGCUAGUACACACAUAAACCCUAGAUCUUUAGAUAAAGUACAUAUUGUUUCAUGACAAGCUGUUAUUGUUUAAUGCAGAAUAGCUAUGCAAUAUAUAUAAUGUUUUUGAAGAGUCUGGUGCCUCUUUUGUUCCCUUUUUCCUUGUUUUUAAUACUUUCAUAUUUUAUAUGGUACACAGCCCAAUGCUGUACUUAAAACAGACCUGCAGGUAAGGAAACAGUCCCGUUCAUGUGUGCCAUAUACUGGAAAGGGAAAUUGAUGAAGUUUCCUUACUUUAAAAAUGAGCUAUUGUAAAACCUUAUAGAAAAACAUCAGUCAUCAAAAUCCCAUAACGCUCCUGCCCAUGAUUUCUUUAUUUCUGUCAAGAUGGACACUGAAUAAAACUGUUGAGUGAAAUUGUUCAGAAUUAUUCUUGAUGUCUUGGCAUUUUGUCGUUCUGUGCUAAAUGCUUCUGGUCAAGAAUAUUCCAUUCACUCGUUCUGUAGCAGCUGUUAACAUUUAUACAACUAUUCCGUUACUUGCAUAUCAAAACCUCGUGUGAUAAAACGCUGGUAUUUGAAGUCUCGGGUUCCACGGUUUGUCAUGUUGUGAGGUUUGACUGGCUCAUGAAAGAAUUUGCUGUAACAGUAUAAAACUAUAUAAAUAAAACUGAUUUACAAAACAA